UUUUGUGGAUUAAAGUUUAAACUUGUGAGUUACGUAGUGUAUAUCCCACUCUCAAACCUAUAAGAAAGGUGUCCGUACCAUGAGUGUACCACCACCACCAUUUAUCCAUUCUCCUCUGCUUCCCCUUCACCUGCAAUUUCAUUCUCUCCCAGUUCAGUCUUGUUUACUUACUCACAUUCAACUUGCCCUUCCCCUGUAAUUCCAUUCCCUUCCAGUUCAGCCUUGUUUACUUACUCGCAUUCUUGUUUGGAUUCUGCCUUGUUUACUUAUUCACAUUCUUGUAUUGAUUUCGCAUUCUUUCACUUUGAUUGGCUUUCUGGUUGUGGAAUCUGUGAGUGUUAAACAUGGGCAUUAGGAGUUUCAUGAAUUGGGUAUUCUUAGCAGGGUUUCUCUGUGCCCAUGCCCAUGUCGGGGCAACAAAACUUGGGAAUUCCUCUGCUGUGGAAGAGGAUGCAGAUAGUGUAGCUGAGAUGGUUCAGAGGAGCAUUGAGAGUAAGAAGCGAGAACUGGGUUAUUUGUCAUGUGGGACGGGCAAUCCGAUCGAUGACUGCUGGCGGUGUGAUCCCAACUGGGAGCGCAACCGAAAGAGGCUCGCCGACUGUGGAGUCGGCUUUGGCAGGAAUGCAGUCGGCGGCAAAAAUGGCCGCUUUUAUGUGGUCACCAGUUCGGGUGAUGACCCUGUGAAUCCGCCUCCGGGUACUCUGCGCCAUGCCGUCAUCCAGACUGAACCGCUCUGGAUCAUUUUCAAGACAAGCAUGUUCAUUCAUCUCAAGGAGGAGCUCAUCAUGAACAGCUUCAAGACAAUUGACGGCCGGGGCGCCAAUGUCCACAUCGCCUAUGGGCCCUGCAUUACCAUUCAGUAUGUCACUAACAUCAUCAUUCAUGGAGUUCACGUUCAUGACUGCAAACCUGGGGGUAAUGCAAUGGUGAGAUCCUCCCCCACCCAUUACGGGUGGAGAACAAGGAGUGAUGGUGAUGCGGUUUCCAUCUUUGGUGGAAGCCACAUUUGGGUCGACCAUUGCUCACUGUGGAACUGCGCUGAUGGUUUGAUCGAUGCCGUCAUUGGAUCCACUGCCAUUACCAUUUCUAACAACCAUUUCGCCCAUCACAACGAGGUGAUGCUGCUGGGUCACAGUGACUCUUACACUCAGGACUCCACUAUGCAGGUCACCAUUGCCUUCAACCACUUCGGCGCAGGUCUUGUGCAACGGAUGCCAAGGUGCCGACAUGGGUACUUUCAUGUUGUGAACAAUGACUACACUCAUUGGGAAAUGUAUGCCAUUGGAGGCAGUGCUAACCCCACCAUCAACAGCCAAGGAAACCGGUACCUCGCACCGGCCAACCCUUUUGCUAAAGAGGUGACCAAACAUGAAAACUGCAAUGGCAAUGAAUGUCAGGGGUGGAACUGGAGAUCAGAAGGGGAUUUGAUGCUGAAUGGGGCCUUUUUCACAUCAUCAGGGGCAGGGGCAUCGGCCAGCUAUGCAAAGGCAUCGAGUCUGGGAGCAAGGCCAUCAUCAAUGGUGGGUCCUCUCACUGGAAACGCAGGCGUGCUGCAUUGCAGGGCUCGAGCUCGCUGCUGAGAUUCCCAGAUUCACUUUCUCAAUUUCUCUGAAUCUGUGUAACUAAGCAUAUUUUCUGUCAAGGAUGGGAGAAUUUCGUUAUCUAACUCCCAUCAUGUUUUUACGUUUUUAGCGACCUCGGCCUGCAACCUAAUCUUCUGCUCUGUGCAAAGGCAGCAGGCGCAGAAGUGUUGUAAAAUUGUUUUUUCUAUUUCAAAUUUGCUUAAAAAUUGCAGUCGACUGUAAAAAUUUCCUCGGGAUGAUUUCCCCAAUUGCUUCAAUGCCAGAGCCAAAAGUAUAAUAUUGGAAAAAGAGUAUUCUUGAAGCUUUUUUCUGGUCAUCUGUCGCAUGUUUGACCGUUGUUCCGUUCAUUUGAUGUGGAAUGUUGAUUUUUCAAAAUUUCCUCAAAACAUGCAAAAGCUAUGGAAGGCCGUUUUUACUUUAUGAAUAUGGUAAUCAAUUGGGUC
Cryptomeria japonica (Japanese cedar) is the source of this 2026-nucleotide messenger RNA. RefSeq names its product probable pectate lyase 18. Lineage: Eukaryota; Viridiplantae; Streptophyta; Pinopsida; Cupressales; Cupressaceae. Gene Ontology annotation, molecular function: pectate lyase activity. The record is from RefSeq and is a predicted model, not a curated record. The coding region runs from base 345 to 1580 and encodes 411 amino acids. The transcript is spliced from 5 exons.